CUGUUGAUAUCAGUUGCAACAAGAUUCGACAGUAAUUUUUUCCAUUGCGAGUCCCCUCGAUGUGCGAAUGCGCAGCCGACUCCCCCAUGGAACGGGAUUCACCACAUCGAUAUUACAAGAAUGUAAUUGCCCGUCGGAUUUCAAACGAAUACGUUAACGAUUACACAUGAUAUGGAAUUUCAUUAACAUCAUAUAAAUACGUACACGCGCUCGCGCGACGCAUAUUCGCGAUAACGAAAGUCGACGGUUCGUCGACUCGGGGCGACUCGGGGCAGAUAACGUCUCGCGGCGUGCCACCCGGUAUAUACGUGAUAAGAAAAUAUAUAAAGUGCGCCAAGUGUCUUUUCGCAGGCAGACGUGGAAAUCCGCGCUGGCGACAUUCCCCGCGGCCUCCGGGAGAGCCGUGCCUCCGCGGUUGCACCAAUCGCGGCCGUCCUUUCACUGUCGGAAUUCGAAGCUCGUGCUGAAAAGGCCGAUUACCCGUAUCCUAUUCCCUUUCGACUGGCUGCAACGAUCGAGGACCGAUCGCAACGACAACGUGUCGCGACAUCGGACACUUCGAAGGCCUACCUGUCUCUCUCGUCGCGGAAGAUCGGCCGAGAGCCGGGUUGCCGAACGGGAACGCGAAACGGGAGUGAUUCGCGCGAGAACUUUCACAAACGUUCGUUCGUUCGUUCGUUCGUUCGUUCUCACAUCGGGCGGAAUAGCCCAGCAGCCGCGUAACUCAGCGCGAAUAGACGUCGCAGUUUGCGAGAUCGUGCAGCCAUCGGGCUGAUAAAGAACGAAACAUGUUAACGUGUUACAUGACCGCGCUGCAAUGCGAGUGGAUCGAGAGCCGCGGGCGAUUGAAUUUCGGCGCGCCGCAGUCGCAAUUCAAGAACAACGUCAACGUCGAGGGCGCUACUCACAAGCAGGUGGUGGAUCUCAUCAAGUCGGGCGGCGAUGUUCUCACCUUGACCGUCAUCUCCGUCACGCCGCAGGAGGCGGAAAGACUGGAGCCCUGUGAUGACAUGAGCUAUGCUUCAGUGGACUACAGCGAGAAGCGGUCCCUACCCAUCAGCGUGCCGGAUUAUCACGUUCGCGAGAGAAAACACGAGCGCUACGUGGUCUUCAACGUCCACAUGGCUGGUAGGCACUUGUGCUCGCGCCGAUACCGGGAAUUCGCGGCGCUGCACAUGGCGUUGAAGAAGGAAUUCAUAGGCUUCAAUUUCCCGAAGCUACCAGGAAAAUGGCCAUUCCAGCUGAGCGAGCAACAGCUCGACGCGAGAAGGCGCGGCCUGGAGCAGUACCUGGAGAAGGUGUGCGCAGUGCGCGUGAUAGCGGAGAGCGACGCUAUGCAGGAAUUCCUGACAGACAGGUUGGAGGAGGACGGGGAUCAAGGACCAGCGGUGGAUCUGAAGGUUCUUUUGCCGGAUCGCGAGGUCGUCACCGUCACGGUCCUCAAGGCCGCGUCGGUGAAGGACGUCUACGACGCGGUCUGCUGCCGAGUCGGCCUCGACUCGGAGACGGCCAAGUACUUCUAUCUCUUCGAGAUCGUGGAAUACAAUUUCGAGCGGAAGCUGCAGCCGCAUGAGCACCCGCAUACUCUGUAUAUUCAGAACUACUCGACCGCCAGCGCGACGUGUUUGGCGAUACGGAGGUGGCUCUUCAAUGUAAAUAGGCCUCUGAGCGAGCAGGCGUUAACUUGGAUAUUCUGGCAAACGGUCGACGAAGUUAAUAGAGGUCACAUUACCGCCGGUGAGAGACUGUAUCAGUUGAAGGCUCUGCAGGACGCGUCUAGGAAGCACGAGUAUCUAAAGCUGGCAAGGGAGCUCAGCGGAUACGGAGACAUCGUGUUCCCGCAUUGCACGUGCGACUCGAGGAAAGAAGGUCACGUGGUGGCAGCGGUGGGUAUGGCGGCGUUCAAACUGCACGCCGCGAAGGAGGACGGCACGUUGGAGUCGCAAGUGGUAGAGUUUCAGUGGAACACCAUCACCCGAUGGGAGGUAGACGAGGACGGGAUGGCGUUCUGUUUCCAAUACACUCGCCAAGAAAAUCGUCCGCCACGUUGGCUCAAAGUCUUCACUCCUUAUUAUACGUUCCUCUCGGACUGCUUUGACCGAAUAGCCGAGGAAGCAAAAUGGGACGAUCCAGGGGAAUGACGUAAUGCUCGACGCUAAGUAGCGCAUCCGGUGUGUGACGUUGAGGAUGUUUCCAAACAAAUAUCCCCGCAUUCGUGUCUCUCCGUAGUCGAAAUUUUUUACUAGGAUUAGUCCUUUAAACCGACACAAGAGUCAGCGUAGUACUAUUAGCAUAUCAGAUUUUUCUAUCUGUUGGCUUCGCGAAACGUUACGUUAAGACUACGUUAGCAACGUUACACCGGUAGAGGAACGGUGUUUGUGUGAACAUACGUUGUCGUCGCUGAGGUGUCGGUGAAAAGUAGCCGGAAGAGCAAACGAAAGCACGAAAGAAACGAAGAAUAUAUAGAGACUCGACGGGUGUGAAAUGCGAGUUAGAAAAAGAUUCGUUCACGCACGAGAUUUGAAAGAAAAAAAAGAAGGAGGGAGAGGAAGAAGCAGAUGCGAUGUGUAAAUUUAGGCCGAAUUUAUCACACACCAUGCUCGUCCAUGACGAUUGCUGAAUUGUGAUGUGGUUCGCUUCGACUGAAUGUGUAAAGAAAUAAAUUCAUCUUUAUGCAAAGAGAGAGAGAGAGAGAGAGAGAGAGAGAGAGAGAGAGAGAGAGUAUAGUUUUAACAACUUCGUUUCGUCGACAAAAUGCGCGCCACUCCUUCGUUUCAUCGCGAAAAGGGGAGGGGGAGGAAGGGCGAACAUUUUGCGAGCGAGCGUGCAACACCCGAAAAAAACAUAAGAGAAUUAAAUAAGUGUGUAGGUGUGCGGGCUAUUAUUACGGAGAUACGGUCGCCCGUCUAUAGAGAGACCACCUAUCCUUUGGCCUAUAAGUUCUACAUAGCGUAUAAUUCCGUCAUCAGAGCGAAAGAAUCGAUUGAAUUACGUAAACGUUCCUUCUCGUUCGCCUAAUAGAUCUUAAACUUUCCUCCGUUUUGAUCUACAUGAGUAGUACCGAUCGAGCGAGCGAAUCACGAGGCGAAUUGUGUGCGCCACGAGGUGUCUCGUGGAGAUUUUCAGUACGCAAUAUAUUUCAUAAACGUAGCGCGGGUUUAUCGAUUCGUUACGCAAGGUACUUUGAUGUGAGAGACGUUACCGUCGCGUGUUUACGAAGGAGUUCAUCGAAUUCUAGAGAGUACAAGGAGAAGAGAGAUUGGUUGAAUCGGAAUAAGUUAGGUUCCCAAGGACCAGAACUUUUGUUUCCUUCAACCCCAAAGCACAAUGAAAUGUUUUGAUGAAACAAAAAUAGAAUUUCUCACUUGCAUGAGAAAUAUCAGUUCUUAAGAAUCAGAGGUUCCCUUUCCAGUUCCUCGAUCAAAACACAACUAAAUACGUUUCCGUCGGAGGGAACAGAGUUUCUGGCGAACGUAACCAACACGAGACACGACUAAAUGAGUAUUGGUUGAAGGAAAAUAGAAUUUCUGAUCCUUAUGAGAUUCAAUUCCUCGGUAGCAGAUUCUGUUUCCUUUAACAAAAGCGCAGGUAACUUCGCCGUUAUCACGUGGUCAGUUCUUUUAUCGCUGAACUAGUCUACACUGUCGAAAUUUAAAAAGAAACAGGCAGUUGAGACUCAGUGGAUACGAAAGGAAAAGACCCAGUCAGAAGCAUAACGUUGAUUCGCCGUUGAUUUGGCGUCGAAAUGGUCAAUGAAAUGUUGAAUUUAACGUUAAUUCAACCCUCAUCGACGUCGAAUCAACGUUGUGCUUCUGACUGGCGAGAACUAACGCAAGCUGGUGCCAGAGGAAGUGCAGCGGUAAAGAACGAGCCAACGUUAAUUCAAGCAAUCUUUCCUCCGUGUAUCAAUAGGCACGUUCGACUAAUUGCGCCGCGACUCACAAGCUCCAUUCGUGUAUGUUGAAACACAAAGUUUCCAAGACGGAGAGCAAGGGACUCGCGAGUUCCCGACAAAUUAGAUACAUAUCACAGUCGGUUCAUCGAUCUGACCCCGAUAUAAACACGAGCGUGUAUUCCUUUCUAUUCGAGCUACCUUGUGCAACGAAUGGGAUUCUUAGAACACACGCGCGGCUAAGGCUAAAGUUUUACACGCGCGGCCGUGCGUCGAGAUCAGUCCUCUACACAUUCCUGUGUAUUUCGUCGGCGUCGUCUAGCAUACUGUUGUUAAUAAAAAAAGGAGAGAAAAAUUGUAAAUAUGUUGCGAACGUACUUUUCAAGACGGAACCUAGUCAUUUCGUUAAGACGGCUGAACAAUCUCGUCUCCGCGGAACCAUGUUAAUCGCCGGAUAUACACCGCGUCGUUCCGUGUCCACAGGAGCGCAGUGAUUUAUCAAUUAACUACGCGAGCUGCGCGCGUAAAUCACGAGCGUGUGCAGAGGAUUGCGUGCAGCAGGAGGCCGCGGAUGAGCCGUCUUCGGACUCGGUAUGCUCGGUCGAAACUUCAUCGGGCUACUACUCCCUCGUCACAUGA
Harpegnathos saltator (Jerdon's jumping ant) is the source of this 4531-nucleotide messenger RNA. It is a transcript of the gene Snx27, whose product is annotated as sorting nexin 27. Gene Ontology annotation, biological process: signal transduction; intracellular protein transport; endocytic recycling. Gene Ontology annotation, molecular function: protein binding; phosphatidylinositol-3-phosphate binding. The record is from RefSeq and is a predicted model, not a curated record. Bases 789 to 2141 code for a protein of 450 amino acids. NCBI's taxonomy places the organism in Eukaryota, Metazoa, Arthropoda, Insecta, Hymenoptera, Formicidae. Gene Ontology annotation, cellular component: early endosome. The transcript is spliced from 7 exons.